Molecule: messenger RNA, 2313 nt
Organism: Marmota flaviventris (yellow-bellied marmot)
Lineage: Eukaryota; Metazoa; Chordata; Mammalia; Rodentia; Sciuridae
Gene: Mpo
Product: myeloperoxidase
Biological process (GO): defense response to bacterium; response to oxidative stress
Molecular function (GO): heme binding; peroxidase activity
Source: RefSeq, a predicted model, not a curated record
UGGAGUUGAGGUCCUUGGGGGCUGGUGACUACAGCUGGCAAGGGGGUGAAGAGAUGAAGCUGCUCCUGACUCUAGCAGGGCUCCUGGCCAUUCUGCCCAUGUCCCAAGCCUCUGACAAUGCCACUUCAGUCCUCCUGGGAGAGGUGGAGACCUCAGUGGUGCUGACCUGCAUGGAAGAGGCCAAGCGGCUUGUGGACAAAGCCUACAAGGAGCGGCGGGAAAGCAUCAAGCAGAGGCUUCGCAGUGGCUCUGCCAGUCCCAUGGAACUCUUAUCCUACUUCAAGCAGCCAGUAGCAGGCACCAGGACGGCUGUGAGGGCUGCAGACUACCUGCAUGUGGCUCUAGACCUGCUGAAGAGGAAGCUUCAGCCCCUGUGUCCAGGGCCUUUCAAUGUCACAGAUGUGCUGACACCUGCUCAACUGAAUCUGCUGUCCAAGUCAAGCGGCUGUGCUUACCAGGACGUGAGGGUGACAUGCCCUGAACAGGACACAUAUCGCACCAUCACCGGGCAGUGCAACAACAGACGCAGCCCGACGCUUGGGGCCUCCAACCGCGCCUUUGCACGCUGGCUGCCAGCGGAGUACGAGGACGGCUUUUCGCUGCCUUUCGGCUGGACUCCAGGGGUCAAGCGCGGUGGCUUCCCCGUGCCCCUGGCUCGCGCAGUCUCCAACGCCAUCGUGCGCUUCCCCACAGAGCAGCUGACCAGGGACCAGCAGCGGUCGCUCAUGUUCAUGCAGUGGGGCCAGUUUCUGGACCACGACCUUGACUUCACCCCAGAGCCUGCAGCACGGGCCUCCUUCAUUACUGGCCUCAAUUGUGAGACCAGCUGCCUGCAGCAGCCACCCUGCUUCCCGCUCAAGAUUCCACCUAAUGACCCCCGCAUCAAGAACCAACGUGACUGCAUCCCUUUCUUCCGCUCCUGCCCGGCUUGUCCUGGGAGCAACAUCACCAUCCGCAACCAGAUCAAUGCGCUCACCUCCUUUGUGGACGCCAGCAUGGUGUACGGCAGCGAGGACCCCUUGGCCAUGAAGCUGCGCAACCUGACCAACCAGAUGGGGCUGCUGGCCGUCAACACCCGCUUCCAAGAUAAUGGCAGGGCCCUGCUGCCCUUCGACAACUUGCAUGAUGACCCCUGUCUCCUCACCAACCGCUCUGUGCAAAUCCCUUGCUUCCUGGCAGGGGACACCCGUUCAAGUGAGAUGCCUGAACUCACCUCCAUGCACACCCUCUUUGUUCGAGAGCAUAACCGGCUGGCCACACAGCUCAAGAGCCUCAAUCCCAGGUGGAAUGGAGAGAAGCUCUACCAGGAAGCCCGGAAAAUCGUGGGGGCCAUGGUCCAGAUCAUCACUUACCGAGAUUACCUGCCCCUGGUGCUGGGGCCAGCGGCCAUGAGGAAGUACCUACCCAGAUAUCGCUGCUACAACGACUCGGUGGACCCGCGCAUCUCCAACGUCUUCACCAAUGCCUUCCGCUAUGGCCACACCCUCAUCCAACCCUUCAUGUUCCGCCUGGACAGUCAGUACCGGCCCAUGGAGCCCAAUCCUCGAGUUCCACUCAGCAGGGUCUUUUUUGCCAGUUGGAGGGUGGUGCUGGAAGGUGGCAUUGACCCCAUCCUCCGGGGCCUCAUGGCCACCCCCGCCAAGCUGAAUCGCCAGAACCAAAUUGUGGUGGAUGAAAUUCGGGAACGACUGUUUGAGCAGGUCAUGAGGAUCGGGCUGGACCUGCCCGCUCUGAACAUGCAGCGCAGCAGGGACCACGGCCUCCCAGGGUACAAUGCCUGGAGGCGCUUCUGUGGGCUCCCACAGCCCAGCACAGUGGGUGAGCUGGGCACGGUGAUGAAGAACCUGGACCUGGCAAGGAAGCUGAUGGCACAGUAUGGCACGCCCAAUAACAUUGACAUCUGGAUGGGUGGCGUGGCUGAGCCCCUGGAGCCCAACGGCCGUGUGGGCCAGCUCCUCGCCUGCCUCAUUGGCACCCAGUUCAGGAAGCUCCGCGAUGGAGAUCGGUUUUGGUGGGAGAACAAGAAUGUGUUCAGCACGAGGCAACGGCAGGCCCUGGCCAGGAUCUCCUUGCCCCGUAUCAUCUGCGACAACACAGGCAUCACCACCGUGUCCAGGAACAACAUCUUCAUGUCCAACUCAUUCCCCCGUGACUUUGUCAACUGCAGUUCUCUCCCUGCGUUGGACCUGACUUCCUGGAGGGAGGCCUAGAGCUGGGAGCCUGCCUGGAGAGGAAGGAGGGGCUGUUGACCUUUCUGUACCAUUUGUUUGUACCUGAUGUUUAUAAUAAUAAACUGUCACUGCUGGUGAUCUC